AUGACCUCCGCGAAUGAGGAUGCCUUGCCCCAAACUGUCCAGGGAUGGCUUGAACUGGACAAAAAAUACCGGAUCAAGGGUCGAUAUGACAUUUCCCAGGUUUUAAUCAAGGGCGAGGGUGUGCGAGUCUGGGACGCGGACGGCAAAGUCUACAUUGAUUUUGAAUCCGGACAAGUUUGCGCAUCCACCGGUCAUUGUCACCCAGCCUACACCAAGGCCAUCGUUGAUCAAGCGGGGCAGCUUGUGCAAACUGGCUCAGGGUACACGGAUCCUCCACGCAUCCUGUUGGCCAAAAAGCUUGCUGAGAUAAUGCCUGGAGAUCUCAGUCGCUCGUAUUUUGCAUGCACAGGCUCCGAAGCGACUGAGGCUGCCAUCCGACUGGCCAAAAUCUACACUGGUCGGACUGAAAUCGUAGCAUUGACGCGUGGCUACCACGGAAUGACUCAUGCGAGUUUGUCUGCCACUGGAUUAGGUGGUAAAUUCAAGAGCAUCCCGGGCAGUGGUCUCCCUGGUUUCAUACAUAUUCCAACCCCAUAUGCAUACCGCAGCCCGUACAAAGACGAUGCCGAUGAUAUGGCCGCCUUUCGUCAGGGUAUGGAAGCAAUCAACUGGACUACUACAGGGAAGCCUGCUGCUAUCAUCCUCGAAGUAGUCAUGAGCGUUGCGGGAAUGAUCAUCCCUUCCAAGAAGUAUGUUCAGGCCGUGCGCGAGUGGUGUACAAACACGGGAACAUUGAUGAUCAUCGAUGAGGCACAAUCGGGUGUUGGACGGACCGGCAGGUGGUUUGCCAUUGAGCAUUUCGAAGUGGUUCCGGAUAUAAUCACUACAUCGAAGAGUCUAGGUGGCGGGGUUCCUCUAUGUGGUGUCACUACAACCCCUGAAAUUGCCGAUCGUGUCGCUGAGUUGGGCUACCACCAAUCAUCCUCCCAUACAGACGAUCCCUUCCUGGCAGCCGUUGGCCUUGCCAAUAUUGAGAUCCUAGAGAACGAGAAAUUGGUCCAAAAUGCGGACGUUAUGGGGCGAUAUCUGAAGGAGAACUUUGAGAAGAUGCAGCGCGAACAUGAGAUUCUGGGCGAUGUCCGUGGACUGGGUUUGAUGAUCGGUCUCGAAAUAGUCAUUGACAAGGCCAGCAAGGCACCAUCACCCCUCCAUGCCAGUGCCAUCAGUGAAUACUGUCGUGCGCAUGGACUUCUGCUGGGCCACCGGCCGACUGGAGCCGUUAGUGGCAACAACAUUCGAAUUCUUCCACCAUUGAUUUUGAGUCACUCAGAGGCUGAUGAAGCUCUCGCUAUUUUCAGGGAUGCUGUCAUCCAUGCCGAGAAGACUGUAAAGGCUCAGCCCCCGGCUGGAACAGCUUGGAUGUAGGCAAUAUUGUC
Aspergillus caelatus is the source of this 1376-nucleotide messenger RNA. Its product is annotated as aspartate aminotransferase family protein. The coding region runs from base 1 to 1365 and encodes 454 amino acids. Gene Ontology annotation, molecular function: pyridoxal phosphate binding; transaminase activity. The record is from RefSeq and is a predicted model, not a curated record. Gene Ontology annotation, cellular component: mitochondrion. Lineage: Eukaryota; Fungi; Ascomycota; Eurotiomycetes; Eurotiales; Aspergillaceae. The transcript has a single exon.